AUGAGUGUGAGUGAUUUGGAUACUUUUAUCACCGGAAGUUUGAAACUUCUCGAGACAAAUGCUUCUCAAACGAAGAUUAUGAUGAAAUAUAGACCGCAGAGCGAUGAUAUUCAUUCUAAAGUGACAUUUAGGACCAAGAACGAUUCGGUAGGAUUAACUUAUAAAUAUAAGACUGCUCAUUCCAAAGAACUUUCUCGUGGCUUGAGUGCUAUUGGUCCAACAGGAGUGAAUCUACAAUUGGGUAAAGUUGGGAAACAAGUGUUCAAGAAAAAGUCAAAAGAUCUUCCCGGGAUGACUACUCUAUUGGUGAACCAGAAGGUAAAACCUUACGUAGAGCCUGUAAAGACGAAAGUCAGCGCCCCUACGACUACAGCUUCAAAUACUGUAUCUGGAAAGAAUGGUAAGAAGAAGAAUAAGAAGGGAAAGAAAUAG
Messenger RNA from Kluyveromyces lactis, 432 nucleotides. RefSeq names its product signal recognition particle subunit SRP21 (gene SRP21). The record is from RefSeq and is a predicted model, not a curated record. The coding region runs from base 1 to 432 and encodes 143 amino acids. NCBI's taxonomy places the organism in Eukaryota, Fungi, Ascomycota, Saccharomycetes, Saccharomycetales, Saccharomycetaceae. The transcript has a single exon.